Rhipicephalus sanguineus (brown dog tick) is the source of this 3497-nucleotide messenger RNA. RefSeq names its product DNA polymerase delta catalytic subunit (gene PolD1). The transcript is spliced from 20 exons. Gene Ontology annotation, biological process: DNA-templated DNA replication; DNA replication proofreading; nucleotide-excision repair, DNA gap filling. Gene Ontology annotation, molecular function: DNA-directed DNA polymerase activity; 3'-5'-DNA exonuclease activity; nucleotide binding. Bases 197 to 3490 code for a protein of 1097 amino acids. Lineage: Eukaryota; Metazoa; Arthropoda; Arachnida; Ixodida; Ixodidae. The record is from RefSeq and is a predicted model, not a curated record. Gene Ontology annotation, cellular component: delta DNA polymerase complex.
GGAGGCAACACUGUCGCUCUAUUUCCCGCGCAACAAAAUUUUGCGCGCUGCAGCGUGCUGCCGCGUAAAUUGUUUACAAACGGCGUUAAAUCUCGCUGUAGUGCGUUUCGUACCGGUAAAUCGCGUAGCCUGUAGUUGCGGCAGUCUUCGUGACGAAGGGCUGCCUGUUUCAAAACUUGUGCUGUCGUAAUCGAAGAUGGACUACAAACGGAAGCAGUCGGGGCGACUGAGCUCAUCGCAGCAGAACGGCAUGAAGAAGUCACGCAAACAGAAUGAUGACGACGAUGAGCCGAUGGACUUCGAAGCAGAGCUGGCCCUCAUGGAGCAGCAGCUCAGUGAGGAGCAGGCAAUGGAUGAUGUCGACUCCCAGGAGUCCGUCGCUGGGCCAGCCGACGUGUGCACGAGCGUGCGGUGGGCAAGGCCUCCCCUGGAGGCACCAUGGGACCCCGCGGCGCGCAGCCUCGAAUUCCAGCAGUUGGACCUGGAUCAUUAUUUGGGCGAGCCGCUGCCGGGCAUGCCCGGAAUGAGCCAUGGCCCCAUCCCCAUCGUGCGCAUGUUCGGCGUCACCGAUGACGGACACAGCGUGCUCUGCCACGUGCACGGUUUCCUGCCCUACUUCUACGUCGAGGCACCUCCGAACUUCCGCAAGGAGCACUGCUGGGCCUUCAGGGAAGCACUGAACAAGGCGGUUUUGAAGGACAUGCGAUCCAACAAGAACCAGUUGACUGACACAGUUGUUGGCAUCGACAUGGUCCUAAAACAGAGCAUCUAUGGCUACAACAGCAAGGGCAAGACGCCCUUCCUCAAGGUCACCAUGGUUCUGCCCCGGCUCAUCGCACCAGCCAAGCGUCUGCUGGAGACGGGCAGCGUGUCCGUGGAUCCUUACGGGGCGCCCAGUUACCGCAUCUUUGAGAGCAAUGUUGACUUUGAGAUCAGGUUCAUGGUGGACACGCACGUGGUGGGCUGCUGUUGGAUCGAACUGCCACGGGGCAAGUACAGUGUCCGGGAUGAUCGCACCCGGGUGUCACGGGCACAGAUCGAAGUGGAUGUGGCAUGGGACGAAAUGGUGUCUCACGCACCCGAGGGCACAUGGGCCCGCGUUGCUCCUCUGCGUAUCCUCAGCUUCGACAUCGAGUGUGCUGGCCGCAAAGGCAUCUUUCCGGAGCCAGAGAAGGACAGUGUCAUCCAGAUCGCCAACAUGGUCAUGCGUCAGGGUGAGAGGGACCCGUUCAUCAGGAAUGUCUUCACCCUCAACACCUGCGCAUCCAUUGCGGGCUGCGAGGUUCUUUGCUUCCAACACGAGCGGGAAUUGCUCAAGAGAUGGUCGGACUUCUUGCGCGAAGUGGACCCGGAUGUCAUCACGGGCUACAACAUCCAGAACUUUGACUUCCCCUACUUGAUGAACCGGGCCAAGACGUUGCAGGUGGACCUGUUCCCAUUCCUGGGUCGCAUCCGCAACUGCAAGACCCUGCUCAAGGAUGCCGUCAUGCAAUCCAAGCAGAUGGGCCGUCGAGAGAACAAGGUGGUCACCAUCGAGGGCCGUGUUCAGUUUGACCUCCUGCAGGUGCUGCUGCGUGACUACAAGUUGAGGUCAUACACGCUGAAUGCGGUCAGUUACCACUUCCUGCAGGAGCAGAAAGAGGACGUCCAGCACAGCAUCAUCACAGACCUUCAGAAUGGCACAGACCAGACUCGUCGCCGCCUGGCCGUCUACUGCCUGAAGGACGCCAUGUUGCCAUUGCGUCUGCUGGACAAGCUGAUGAGUGUCAUCAACUACAUGGAGAUGGCCCGUGUCACAGGGGUGCCCAUGACCUAUCUGCUGUCACGAGGGCAGCAGAUCAAGGUCGUCUCUCAACUGCUCAGAAAGGCUGCGGAGCAGGAUCUUGUUAUGCCAGUGGUGCAUUCGGAGGCGGGUGAGGACUUUGAAGGUGCCACGGUGAUUGAGCCGGCCAAGGGCUUCUACAGUGUGCCCAUUGCAACGCUCGACUUCUCCUCGCUGUACCCGUCCAUCAUGAUGGCGCACAACCUGUGCUACACGACUGUGCUGGACAAUCGGCAGAGGGAGAUGCUCAAGCCGGACCAGUUCAUCCGCACUCCUUCGGGCGACCACUUCGUCAAGGCCUCCGUGCGCAAGGGGCUCCUACCCGAGAUUCUCGAGGACUUGCUCAGCGCUCGCAAGAGGGCCAAGACUGACCUGAAGAAUGAGACAGACCCCUUCCGCAAAAAGGUGCUCGACGGCCGUCAGCUUGCUUUGAAGAUCAGCGCAAACUCUGUCUACGGCUUCACAGGGGCACAGGUCGGCAAGUUACCCUGCCUUGCCAUCUCUAAGAGCGUCACUGCAUUUGGCCGCACCAUGAUUGAGAAGACGAAGCAGGAAGUGGAGGCCCGGUACACGCGGGCCAAUGGGUAUGAGCACGAUGCCAAGGUGAUCUAUGGCGACACCGACUCGGUCAUGAUCCGGUUCGGCACCGACGCAUUGGAGAAGGCCAUGGAGCUCGGCCGUGAAGCGGCAACCUACGUCACCGCCAAGUUUGUACGCCCCAUCAACCUUGAGUUUGAGAAAGUGUACUACCCUUACCUGCUGAUCAACAAGAAGCGCUAUGCGGGUCUGCUGUACACACGGCCAGAGACGUAUGACAAGAUGGACUGCAAAGGCAUUGAGACGGUGCGCCGAGACAACUGCCCCCUGGUGGCCAACCUCAUCAACACCUGUCUCGAGCGCAUCCUCAUUAACAGGGACCCUGAUGGGGCUGUGGAAUUUGCGAAGCAGACAAUUGCUGACCUGCUAUGCAACCGAGUGGACAUCUCGCAACUAGUCAUCACCAAGGAGCUCACCAAGAACGAUGGAGAGUAUGCCGCCAAGCAGGCUCACGUGGAACUGGCACACCGGAUGCGCAAGCGAGACGCUGGCAGUGCUCCAAACCUGGGCGACCGUGUGCCGUACGUGAUUGUGGCGGCGUCCAAGGGCACGGCCGCGUACCUCAAGUCGGAGGACCCGAUGUACGUGCUGGAGCACAGUGUGCCCAUUGACACGCAGUACUACCUGGAGAACCAGCUGAGCAAGCCCCUGCUGCGCAUCUUUGAGCCCAUCCUGGGUGAAUCCAAGGCAGAGUCCGUGCUGUUGCAUGGUGACCACACGCGCACGAAGACUGUGGUGCAUUCCAAGGUUGGUGCCCUGGCAGCCUUCACAAAGAAGAAGAGCACCUGCAUUGGUUGCCGAGCCGUACUGGAAGACCAAAAUUCUGCUGUGUGUAAACACUGCAAGACGAAAGAGGCUGAGAUUUACCUAGUAGAAGUGAACCACCUGAGCAGCUUGGAGUCCAAAUUCUCACAGCUAUGGACCCAGUGCCAGCGCUGCUCAGGGAGCCUUCAUGAGGAGGUGCUCUGUACAAGCCGUGACUGCCCCAUCUUCUACAUGCGCAAGAAAGUACAAAAAGACCUCGCCGAUCAGGAGAAGGUGGUCCAGCGUUUCGGGCCGUCUGAGUGGUGAAAACCAG